GCGCAAUGCGGCUCUGAGCUCGGGCAGCGGCACGGCUCCGCGCAGGCGGUGCGGGGCGCACGCCUCAGUAGAAGAAAGAGAGUAAGAAGUGGAGUGGGACAAAGCCAGGUAAAGGAAGCAGCCGGCCAUUUAUUCACACAUUCGUGGAGGGAGAAAGAUUUUGAAUGCUGGACCCAGGUGCCUGAGUUCACAUCCCAGCUGCAUCAGGGCUUGCCGAGGCAGAGAAUCAUCAUUUUCUGGCAAACAAACCAAGCCCAAGACCUAAUUGUGCUGAAUGUCAUAUGCUGGCAGCUCUUGGAAUCUACCCUUUGGCUUAGCUUUCAAACAAGAGGUUCAUCUUACCCAGGAAAAGGAUGGCUUACAUGAAGAUGAGAUGGGUAUAUAUUUCCCUGGUGAUCCUGGGAGUUUUUUGUCUGUAUUAUAACCUGGAGGAUCUGAAUCCUUUUAAAGGAGAACCAGUGAUUUUCAAGAAUGAACUUGGGGACUUCCUUCAGCUCCCAGAUAUAGAUUGCGGGCAGGAUCCCCCCUUUCUUGUUUUGCUGGUGGCUUCAUCUCAUGAGCAGCGGUUUGUCCGCUUGGUCAUCCGGAGCACGUGGGGAAGAGAAAAGAUCAUAAAGGGAAAGCGGAUAAAAACAUUCUUUCUCCUGGGAACCUCUCCCAGUAAAGACCUCUCAAGAGAAGUGGCCAAGGAGAGCCAGAAGUUUCGUGAUAUUAUCCAGAAGGACUUCACGGAUGUUUAUUUCAAUCUGACUCUGAAGACCAUGAUGGGGAUGCAUUGGAUCUACCGCUUUUGUCCACAGACGACUUUCGUGAUGAAAACUGACUCUGACAUGUUUGUCAAUAUCUACUAUCUGACCGAACUGCUCCUGAAGAAAAACAGAACAACUCGAUUUUUCACCGGCUUCCUAAAACUGAAUGAGUAUCCCAUCAGGAGACGGUUCAAUAAAUGGUUUGUCAGUAAGUACGAAUAUCCAUGGGACAAGUACCCGCCCUUCUGCUCCGGCACUGGCUACGUUUUCUCUAGCGACGUGGCGGGUGAGGUGUAUCGUGUUGCCAGUAGCGUGCCCUUCAUUAAACUGGAAGAUGUCUUUGUGGGGCUCUGCCUGAAAAGACUGAAGAUCAGCCUGGAGGAACUUCACUCCGAGCAGACUUUCUUCCCCGAAGGGUUACCAUUCAGCACCUGCCGUUAUAAGAAGAUUGUGGCCUCCCAUCACAUCAGGCCGCGAGAUGUUCUGAAGUAUUGGCAGGCUCUGGAAGGUUCUCUGCAAGAAGAGUGUCCAGAUAACUGAGGGGAACCUAGAAGUGCCUGUGGACCACCACGGUGAUGGCUUUUGAAAGAUCUUUGAUGGUGUGGCUGAGACUCCCUAGGUUAGGGAGGGAGCGAGGAAGGAAGAGGCAGAACACAAGGUCUUGCAGCCUUCCCCGUCUAAAUGUAAAUGCCACCACGGAUGAAGCCCCAUUUGGUACCCAAGCCAUAACUGACACCAUCUCUUGAGCACCUACCCUGUGGCACUAAUGAUGUGCACCUGCAUCUUCUCAUGUCAGGGGAGAGCAUCCACAUGGAGUGGUGGGUGUCACUGUUGCCACUUCACACACAAGGAGACAGCAGCUUAGAGAGGGAUGGGGAUCUGUCUCAAGGAUGACAGCCGGCAGACACCAGAGCAAGGGUGAGAACCCCCUGCCGUCAGAUUCCAGGCGGCAGCCUCCGUCUCAGUCCACCCUUGUGAGCUGCCUCCUGGGAGAGGAUGGUGGUGAUGGGGGCUCCAAGGGGGGGCCUUGCUGCUGGCGUCCGUCAGUCCCUUGUAAGAGUCCCCUCCUCCUCCUCAAGUCCCAUUCUCGUGCUUUAUACUGCAGAGACUGGGGUGAACCAAAGCCCCCCCCAUCCCUCCGGUGCCGAGUUCCCUGUGUUCACGAUGAGUCUGGCUGGCCUGAGACCCUGUUAGCAGCUUGGCACUCAACUCACUACAAAGACACGGCUGCAGUGGCUGCAACUCCACCCCCAGGAAACACCCAGUUCCGGAUAGAAACCAGUCUUUAGAAACCAGACUCAGCUCAGAAAUCACUGUGAAACAUGGCCUGCUGUAUGGACCUGUUGGCCCUUCUGCUGAGUGGGGGAUCCCUGAGAGCACCGCAUUUCUUCCCCGCUGUCCAACAGACAGGGGUCUGUAGGCUGCACCUGUCCUUGGUCGGGACUUCAGAUCUCCAACUGCGCACUGGGGGUGGUUGGAUGCAUCAUCCAUGAAGGAUGCUGGGAGCUUUUCUGGGAACUGGUAAUGAUUUAACUCAAGACCCUCUCAAGCAGCCCCUGGGAUGCUGAACAUUGAACUGAGUCCUGGUCCAAGGUGCGUCUCCCUGGGUGCGUGUCCUAAGCCCAAUCCCAGCUCAGCGUCACCAAAUUCCUCAGAUGCCCAAGGAACAGCUGCGUUUUGUGAUGUGGACUUUAGUAUGCAUCUCCUGGGGGUUUGCAAGAGCCUGUUCUGCAGGGUUGUGUGGAAACAAAGCACUUUUUUUUUUUUUUUUGGCCAGGAUCUGCCCAUUCAGCCACUGUCCCAUGACUACAAAGCCAUCUUGCUCCUGAUCUCCAGGAGGAUUGGUUCUAACUUUCCACUUUAUUGCACCGAACUUUAGCAGCACUCAGAGCGGAGGCCUCCCAUGGCUGUGAAGCUUACAAAUGUUGGAUGAAUCUCUGACCUGAACAUGGGAAGAGGUGUCUGCUGCAGAAUGGUCACAGCCGGGUUGAUCUGCAAAGUGGCAUCUUAUUUUGCACAGUGUUUCUCGUUUCUGGAUGGAGCUGCUUUUUGGCGGAUGUGUUUUCUUAUCCCGGCUGCUCUGAACGUGCUGGGUGAUGUUCAGAAAAGCUACCUUCUCAGGUGGGAAAAUCAGGGACUGAGCUUGUUUUCUGAAGCCUGGAUUUUUGCAGGGCCAGUCCUCAGUCCCGUGGGACAGACUGCCUCUGAUUCGGGAGAUAACGGUGGGCUCUGGGCUUUGAGGGUGAAGGAGUCUUUGGCAAUAGGGCUGCGUCUGUGCUUAGAUGUCCACCUUGUCUGGUGUGCGUGUCCCUGUGGCCACUGGGCUGGGAGGGGAGGUUCAUCUCAUGCAGGAUCUGGUCUCUGCACCUGCCCAAAGGCCUCACCAUAGGAGCAUAAGUACACACUCGGCUCCACCCUCUGUCUGUUCUGAAACAGUUUUCUGCAAAACACAUCCCUUGCCCCCAUCCCCAAUUCUAUUUCUUUAUAUAAUGAAGACCUUUUAUACUCUAAGGAAAAACAUGUUUUGUGACUACAGAGCUUGAAGGGACCCUUGAGCUCAUUUGGUCCGGCACUUACGUGGGAUGAAAAUAAAGCUCAAAGAGACCCAGAGGCUGGCCCAAGACUUCCCAGCUUGUUUGUCAUGGAGUGCAGGUUCCAGUCAGAGGUGUAGUCCAUGAUGCUAUCUUGCUUGUAUGGGAGAGUCAGAAACUGCGCAAGUGCAAAUUAGGAGGCAAAGUGAGGCUUUUGCAGUAGCACCCAGAGUGAAUUUCAGAAUGGGAUUGGAGAGGAGCCAGGCUGGCGUCUUCACUCAGAGCUCCAGGGAGGAACGGUGCUAAUGUGUGUGCUCAGGUGUGUGUGCUCAGUUGCUAAGUCAUGUCUGACUCUGUGAUCCCAGCAACUGUAGCCUGCCAGACGCCUCUGUCCACAGAAUUCUCCAGGCAAGAAUACUGGCGUGGAUUGCCACAUGGAUUGCCACACCUUCUCCAGGGGAACUUUCUGAUCCAGGGAUCUAACUCUCAUCUCCUACGUCUCCUGCAUGGGCAGGUGGGUUCUUUACCACCGAAUCACCUGGGAAGUCCAUGACACUGAUGGCCAAGGCUAAUUGCCAGGCACUGAGAUAAGGGCUUCACAAGUAUUACUUCCUUAAAUGCUCUCAACUACUCCCCAGGAGGUGACUACCCAGUUUUCCUGCUUUUCAGUUCAGUUCAGUCACUGUCGUGUCCAACUCUUUGCAACCUCAUGGACUGCAGCAGGCCAGGCUUCCCUGUCCAUCAGCAACCCCUGGAGCUUGCUCAAACUCAGGUCUAUUGAGUUAGUGAUGCGAUCCAACUUGCUUUACAGAUGAGGAAACCGAGGCAGAGAGAGCGUGAACAGCUAGCUCAAGGUCACAUAGCUGAAGUGUAGCAGAAAUAGGUUGUGAACCCAAGUUCUUGGGAGCAUCACACGUGUUGGUCACAAUUAGCACUGCCUCCCCUCGGCAGUCAGCUGGCCUGAGGGAUGCAGUCCGUGUUCAGAGGGAGACAGGUGCCCCCUGCCUUGGGGGCUCAGGCUGCAUGUCUGGCCCUUCCACAGACUUCCCACACCACACACCCCCUCCCUUUAGGACAUGAACCCCAAGUCCUCCGCUGGGCUGGAGACUGUACAAAGAAAUCAGUGGGGCUCCCAUAGGUCCAGCCUCUCCACCUUGGGGCUUGAUUCCCAGCUCUUCUAACCUCUACAGAGCAAGCCCCUUGCUCAGGUUGUACUUCCACCCUCCCUGUGUUUCCCUUCUGCCAACUCAGCCCCCACACACCCAGACAGGCUGUUGUUUCUGAUCUUCCAAACCAUCAUUAAGCCUAUUCCCUUCACUGCCCCAUGUCUGCUCCUUUGGGUGUUCUGCCCGAGGCAGUUUUCCAUAUUUGUCCUCCUAAAUUCGUCUCCUGUUCCAUCUGAAAUCCCCUCUUAGCAGACUCUGGUGCUUGGCUCCACCAGAUGGUUCUCACUGAAGUCACUGAUGACCUGAGAUGUGGGUUCCAAGGUCAGGUCUCUGUCCUCAUUUGGCCUCCUGCACUGCUGGUCUUGCCUGCUUCUGGGGCACUGGAUGCUCUGGACUCUCCUUCUCGCUGGUCCCCUCUUUGCUUGUUCCAUCUCCUCACUCUGCCUGGCCUCAUUUAUUUCCCCUCGUUGUACUCCAGUGGUCUCAUCCAGCCCCAUUGUUUAAAAAGUAGUAGGCUUGACUGGAUCCUAUUGUGCUGAGGGUGCCCAUUUAUCUCCAGCCUGGGGCUCUCUCUUGCUCGUCAGCCUCAUAAAUUUCAUGACCUCCUUGACAUCACAAAGUGAGCAAAUAUGCAACUGAAUUUGUCCUGAACCAUCUCCCCCAGCUCCUCAUCCACAUCACCUGCAGCCUUCACUUCCUCAGGUAAUGGCCCUUCCAUCCUUCAGUCAUUGUUGUUGUUCAGUCACUGUUAUGCCCAACUCCUUGCGACCCCUUGGACUGCAGCAUUCCAGGCUUCCCUCGCCUUCACUAUCUCCUGGAGUUUGCUUGAACUUGUGUCCAUUGAGUCAGUGAUGCCAUCUAAUCAUCUCAUCCCUGCCCUGAUUCUCCUCCUGCCCUCAAUCUUUCCCAGCAUCAGAGUCUUUUCCAGUGAGUUGGCUCUACCCAUCAGGUGGCCAAAGUAUGGGAACUUCAGCUUCAGCAUCAGUCCUUCCAGUGAAUAUUCAGGACUGAUUUCUUUUAGGAUUGACUGGUUUGAUCUCCUUGCAGUCCAGGGUACUCUCAAGACUCUUCUCCAGUGCCACAAUUGGAAAGCAUCAAUGCUUCAGUGCUCAGCCUUCAUUGUGGUCCAUUUCUCACAUCCAUACAUGACUACUGGAAAAAGCAUACCUUUGACUAGAUGGACCUUUAUUGGCAAAGUGUUGUCUCUGCUUUUUAAUAUGUUGUCUAGGUUUGUCAUAGUUUUUCUUCCAAGGAGCAAGUGUCUUUUAAUUUCAUGGCUGCAGUCACCAUCCGCAGUGAUUCUGGAGCCCAAGAAAAUAAAGUCUGUCACUGUUUCCAUUGUUUACCCAUCUAUUCACCAUGAAGUGAUGGGACCGGAUGCCAUGAUCUUCAUUUUUUGAAUGUUGAGUUUUAAGCCAGCUUUUUCACUCUCCUCUUUCACCUUCAUCAAAAGACUCAAGUCAGACACUUUGAAGGCAUCUGUGACUCCUCUCUUAAGAGAGAUGCAUCGGCCCUGCCUUUGUUUUAUAUCCAGAAGCCAAUCGCUGCAGCCACCUGCCCCCACUCCACACCCCCAUCAUCUGGGACUUGUGUCCCUGCAGUUGCUCCUACCUGGGCUUUUGGCCUCCAUCAUCACAUCCGCUUCAUCUGUUUCCUAAGCAGCAUCCAGACUGCUCCUUUGAAAAUAUGGACCAGAGCAUCUCACUUCUCUGCUCCAAACCCAUCUCUGAGGAAGCCCUCCAAUGAUGUCCCAUCUUUUAAAUCAUUGUCUGCCUAUGUUAUUUUCUAACCUCAUCCCUUCCUGUCCUCCCUUCUGGCCUCCCUGAAAGGGAGUACUAUUCCAGCUGCACUGGCCUUCUUGCUCUUCCUGAAAUGUCCCAGGCACACGCUAACGGCCUCAGGGCCUCUGCCAGGGUCACCCUUUCCUCGGACAGUCUCACGGCCCAUUUCUUUGCUUCUUUAAUGUCUUUGGCCAUACAUCAUCCCUUCUUUAAGAACCUCAUCCUGGUCACUUUCUAUGAAAUUGCAACUCAUCCCACCUGGUGCCCCCUGGCCUUGUUAUAUUGUUUCAUUGCACUGAUAAUUUCUAACAGAGUUCGAGAUCAGUCCUGGGUGUUCAUUGGAAGGACUGAUGCUGAAGCUGAAACUCCAAUACUUUGGCCACUUCAUGCGAAGAGUUGACUCAUUGGAAAAGACUCUGAUGCUGGGAGGGAUUGGGGGCAGGAGGAGAAGGGGACGGCAGAGGAUGAGAUGGCGGGAUGGCAUCACCAACUCGAUGGGCAUGAGUUUGAGUAAGCUCCGGGAGUUGGUGAUCGACAGGGAGGCCUGGCAUGCUGCGAUUCAUGGGGUCGCAAAGAGCCAGACAUGACUGAGCGACUGAACUGAACUGAACUGAUAGCAUAUCUAUUUAUUAUCAUGUAUCUAUUUUGGUUAUUGUUUAUAGCUUGCUCCAGUUGAACAAAAGCUUUGUGCAGGAAUGGUUCUUUGUUUUCUCCACUGAUGUACCUUACAUUCUUAGCACAGUUCCUGGUACAUAGUCUAUACUCAGUAAAUAUUUGCUGAGUGGACAUGUGAUGACCUGUGUGGCCAUUUUAAGGUGAUCUUAAAGGGGAAGCAGGGAGCCUCAACUAAAAGGUGAAGGGGUUCUGAAAUGUAACCAACACUAUGGAUCCAACAUGUAGUUCCAGUAUCAUUCAGUAAAUGGGAUGCUGAGAUCCUAUUUUUACUGAAAACUAGGACCUGAAAACCUAGAAAUGCUAUAUAGUAGUGCUUCGUGACUUCAUGCCUCUCCUUUUAAGGAAUAGGAAAUCUCUCACAUUGAGAAGUAAAUAGAAUUCUAUAAUGUACUUUGUGUGCCUGCCCACAUCCUCCCAACCCCAUCUUAUCUCAUCUACAACCUCCUUCUGUUGCUGGUGGUGGUUUAGUCGCUUAGUCGUGUCUGACUCUUGCGACCCCAUGGACUGUAGCCCACUAGGCUCCUCUGUCCAUGGGAUUUUCCAGGCAAGAAUACUGGAGUGGGUAACCAUUCUUUUCUCCAGGGGAUCUUCCUGAUCUAGGGAUUGAAACCGGGUUUCCUGUGUUGUAGGCAGAUUCUUUACCUAUUGAACCACCAGGCAGGUCCUUCUGUUUUCCUGAUUGUAGAAAUUUACUUAUUUUUCUCAGCUGUAUCCGACUUUUCUCCUAGGAGAAUGACAACAAUAUACGAAGUUGUCAGGAAAUAGACCUCAUUUCUAAAAAUGGUGACAGCCGGAACAGAAGGUACAAAGGCAGUUUCAGAUGAAGGUAGAGUUACUGUGCUUCCAGACUUCAAGAGGUUUUAGAGCUCAUCCCUUUAGUUUAUGUGUGAAUAUCAAGAUUUGUAGAAUUAGAGCUUCAAGUCAGCAUUCAGAGGGGUGCUGACCCUCAGUCUGAUGCUACACCUACAGUUGUGUACUGAUUUUUUUCCUUCUUAGGUACUUAAUUCCUGUUGUCUUAAAGCACACCAUUGUAGCAACAGAGCACUCUAUAAGAAAAGGGAGGAAGGAAAACUCCAAACCAACAAAACGCACCAGACCUCCUCUCCUGGAGUUCCCCAGUAGCACCUGCUCCCAGACACUCGGCAGGUGCAUCUAAAAGGCACAUCGAAAACACAUUCUUCAGUCUCCUGCCCCCGAGCCCUGUCUUGCCCCAGAGUUUCCAGUUGUAGGGAAUGUUGUCACCGACCAUCUGCUCUUUCAGUUCUGUGACUUCCCUCUGCCUCUCUGCUGCCCUGCUGUGCCUGUUGGUUGCCGAUCCCUGUGGUUUUGACACCAUUUCUCCACGUCCAUCGUUGCAGCCUCAGUGCAGGCCACCAUCUUGGGACAGCUGGCCUCACACAGCGUGUUUCUAGCUGAUCUCAUAGAUCUAAUCACGGUGCCCUCCAACCUUUCCUCCACUUUACAUCCAGAGUAAUUUAAAAAACUCUAUUGGAGUAUAACUGAUUUACUAUGUGUGUUAGUUUCAGGUGUAUAGCAAAGUUAUAUAUAUAUAUAUAUAUAUAUAUUUUUUUUUUUUUUUCUUUUUCAGAUUCUUUUCCAUCGUAGGUUAAUGUUGACUAUAGUUCUCUGUACUGUACAGUAUGUCUUUGUUGUUUAUUUUAUUUAUGGUGGUGUGUGUCUGCUAAUCCCAAACUCCUAAUUUACCCGCCCCCCUAACUCCCCACAUUCCCCUUUGGUAACCAUGAAUUUGUUCUCUAAGUCUGUGAGUUUAUUUGUUUCGUAAAUAGGUUCAUUUGUAUCAUUUUUUUUUUUUUAGAUUCCACAUAUAAGUGAUAUCAUGUGAUAUUUUCUUUCUCUGACUUAACUUCACUUGGUGUAAUAUUCUCUAGAUCCAUCCAUUUUGCUGUACACAGAGUAAAUUUUUUUUUUUUUUUUUUUGAAAAGAUGAUCUGAUUAGGAAACUCAAAGACUCAGGGAAGCUGAACAAUUUCCCCCAGGGAAUUCUGUCCUCCCGUCCAUGAGCUGCCGGCUGCUUCAGAGAUCAGACUGGUGACCCCAACUCCUACCGGGCACUCUAGCAAUGUUCCACUGACCCCUGAAGGCUGGCAUAAAGUGCUAAUAUGCACUUUUUAAACAAAACAAAUUAAUUUUCAUGGGAGUUCUUGGAUCCUCUUGAAUGUGGCUACUCUGGGCAUGGGGCUGCUUGGGUUUGAAUUUACCUCCCUCUCUCACUCAACAAGUAAAUCACUUAUCUUGACUUUAGUUUGUUUUAUUUUUUUUUUCCAUCUGAAAAAUGGGACAAUAGUUGUUCUCACCUCGCAGGGUUAUUGUGUUAGUCAAGAUGAUGCGUGUGAAUUGAUCGAUGACUUGAGUGGUUCUGCUGAAGGUCAGUGUCUGGACUUGGAUUUUGGUGCAUUUUAUAGUGAUCUGCAGGCCAACCAAGAGAUCUCUGGGGUGAGUCUUUAAGACUUUGUUCAGCCCUGGCUCCUUUCUUUCCUUCUGAUGUUCCCUGGCACUCCUGAAGAAGUUCUUCUAUCCGUUGUGUCCUUCAGCAUUGCAGAGCACAGUGUUCCUGACUCAGUUCAUUCAGAAGGGGUCACAGCCUGAGCAGGUGAUAAACAAAUGGAGUGGAGGUGCCUUCGAGGUUAUCUGUAGUCUAAAAAAUAGCCUCCUUUUUCCAGAUAAGAAAACCAAGACUCAGGAAAGUGGAGUGACUUUGCCAAGUCCUUCAAUUACCAGCAUCUCCAGAAGCAGAAACCAGCAUCAGAAAGCUCAUGUCAGCCAUUCAUUCAUCUGUUUAUUCACUCUUCAGGCAAAUAUGGUCAGUGCUUUUUACAAGACACCAGGAAUGAGGGUCAAGCUGAGGUUCACGGCCAUGGGUUCUGCAAACAGAGUGAGAGCUGGACAAACACACGAUGUCAAGAGGAUAGAGGGGGCGUCUGUUCCCUUGGCAACCAAAAGAAGCAGUGUUUGUUCAGUGCCAUCUCUGUCGAUAGACGCCAUAAACCUUUUCCACACCUGCUGUCUCGAUUCCUCGCAGCAGCCAUUCUCAUUAUAAACAACCCCCUGGUUUUGAGUUGAGGUUCAGAGUGACCCGUUGACUUGACAGGGAGGCUGAGAUGUGAGGAGACCACCCCUCCCUCACCCCCUGGCCUUCAGUGCCUCCCCUUUCACCAGCGCAUGGUAGGUGAGCCCUCGCAUGGUGCUUAGGGACUGGUAAACCUCCUGAUUCUGUCAGGAGGCUCAGCUCUGCCCCCGGCCCAGAUAUCCAAGGGGUCUGCCAUCUUGUCUUUGUUCCCCUUACCACCAUUUCUUUCCCAAGUGUCGACAACAUCUCUGCUCCUUCCCUGUCCUGUGUGACCUUCUGGGAUUCGGCCCUUUGUCACCAGUGGUGUCCCAGGAACCUCCUCUUUAGCUGGGUCCUCCGACCUGUCCUGUCCUGGCCAGCCCUGUCCUGAGCUCACUCAGCUCUCCAUCUGAUGGUUUGAACAAGUGUUUGGCUUCAGAACAUGAACCCCUCCAGGCCAGCCCAGCCCACUUUCCACCUCUGUUUACCCGAAGACCUUGCCAAAGAAGCUAUCCCUCAAAAUAGUGUGGAUUCCACACUACAGGCAUUAGCGUCUAUCAGCGUAUGUGCAUGUGUGUGUGUGUGUGCCUGUGGGGGUGAUCUGAGGCUGUAAGCUCAGGUGCUCAGUGGUGGCCACUAUCUGUGUGUUACUUGACCUCCUCGAGUCUGUGAAGGGCAGUAAGAGGAGCGAGGUGAAGUUUGCUCACGCGGGGUGUAAAGAGCAGGAGCCCCCAGUGUUCUCAGCUCUGGGGGCGUCAGUGAGAGUCUGAGAGGUCCCUUUGUCCUCUAUGACAGAGCAGGUUCAUGCUGCCCUGGGUGUGGUGGGAAUCGAGGCUGCAGGAAUGGUCUAGAGUCGCCUUGUUCAGAGAUUUUCCGGACUCCACUUUUCAAGCAGGAUCUUUAGAAAAAGUGAAAGAAAGUGAAAGAGAUCAAACAGCAUCUUGAAUUUGCAUGUAUUCCUCCAGAAGCAAGAAGUAGUGUGCACACACUACUAUUUAGAGUGGUCUGUGCCUCUGAGCCCCGAUACACGGGCUAAAGGGGAGAGACCAGGUUGGGGCUCUCCAGGGAGAAGUCUGUGGCUUUACCAGAGAUUAAGUAAUUAACAAGCCUGCUUUCAUACAGCAGCUGCUGUUCCUCCUGAUUUUAAAAAUAGAUGAGAUGCUUACCCCGCCUUCACAUCUCCCACUGGGGAGUAUUUUCUUCUCUCUCUCUCUCUUUUUUAAGAAUUUUUUUCAGUAUUUGUCAUAUCGAGACUGACAUUUUAGCAGUUUCCCAGGUGUGGUCAACUCCUUGCAGGUUUCCGAGAAGGGACACCUUCUCUCUGUUCAGCCCCCUGCCUGGUAGGGAGGAGAUACUUUGUCGGUUAGUUUUUGGGUUAGAUGUUUGGGCAGAAUGGUGGACUGGAGAAAAAGAUGAAGUGAACUGCAGGUCCCUUCAAACAUUAUUCUUAAAGCCUCUUUUCUAGAUUGUCAUUGACACAUAUUUUUAUUUGUUUGGUUCUAUAUGAUCCGGAAGUCUGUAUGUGAGCCUGGGCUGAGGUGUGUUAGAAAUAAACUCCCAAUGGUGUGUCUGGGAGGUGAAUUGUACUGACAUUCUCUGUUUUGAAUUUGAUGGGAGGAUUUGUAGCUUGUGGGAAGUUAGGAACCUGAGUUCCUUUAUUUUGCUGCUCUUUCAGUAUGACUAUGAGGGAAGAACUCGUUGCUCUCAGAUCAAAAAUUGAUCAGUGAAGCCACCUUCCCCCAACAUGGGUUAAAGAACUGUGAAGGCUGGAUAAGCCGAGGGGACAAGGAAGCAGGCUAUGUCCCAGUGCCUGCCGAUUGGAGUAGAGACAGACAAAAAAAUUAGCUUUUAAUUAAUUUAAAAACCUAAUUCUUCUCUUAUCAGACACAGUCAGCUUUAAGCAUAAGUAGAAAAAUGAAUUCCCUAGCCAAGUGUAGUUUUUGGAGGCAUGCUGUUUUGCCUUAUCUGUUUGUCCCACUGCCUGUGUACUCUGGUUGAGUACACAGUUUGGGUGGCUGGGGUGGCCUUUACCCAGCCUGGCCCAGAGUUCCUGCCACACGUGCUGUGGGGGAGGCCGUGCAAGGUCUUGAGUCCCCAAACAAAGAGACAAACUGGGAAUUCCCUUGUAGUUCAGUGGCUAAGACUGUGCUCCCAGUGUAGGGGGCUGGGGUUUGAUCCCCAUUAGGUGAUUAGAUCUCUCUUGCUGCAACUAAGACCCAGUACAGCCAAAUAGAUAAAUAUUAAAAAGAGAGAGAGAGGAACCAAAGAAGUAGUGAUACCCUUAGUUAAAUUAUGCUCUGGAAAAUGUCGGAUGGCAGAGGGUGGGGAGUGGGGAUUGAUCUGUUUUCCACCUGGUCAAAUAAGACAUCAAGAAAAAUCCAGCAUGCCUGGAAAUUAUUUAAUGCCUAUUGAGAACACAUGAUGUGUUCGUGGACAAAAUUUGCCUGUUUCAGAGGUCCCCAACUUCUUUGGCACCAAGGGCUGGUUUCCUGGAAGACAAUUUUUCCAUAGACCUGUGGGUGGGAGGGAUGGUUUGGGGAUGAUUCAAGCACAUUACAUUUAUCAUGAACUUUAUUUCUAUUACUACUACAUCAGCUCCACCUCAGAUCAAACAUUAGAUCUUGGAGGCUGGGGACCUAAAAGACAAGAAGUAAAAAUAAAACUCUAUACUACUGACUGAUAACCUGAAAAUGUUGUCUCCCUGUAUUUUAGGAGAAUUUACUAGACUCUUAUGUCAUCAUAUUUUGGAAGUAGGUGUAUGUAUUUAUUUAUUAUAUAUUAAUGAUAUUUAUCUUUAAUAAAAUUAAGCUAUUAUGAUAGCAGAGUUCACUUAACUUGGUUUGUUCUCAGUUGUUGAUGAUGUGAUAAACUUGUGUUCUAGAAAGUCAACAGUGUAAGAUUUAAACUGGACAAUCUGCUCCCCCCCCCACACUGAUGUUUUCUAUAUUUUUUGGGGGAAAAAUACUUUAAAAAUUCAACUUUGAUUUUAUAUGUUUAGAAAAAUAAGCUGAACAACCUUGACAUGCUUAUCAUUGAACUACAUGGGGACUCCUUGUUUACCUUGAGGUUUGGAAGCAAAGACAUGGGGCUGUAACUUUCGUGGGGUCCUGAGGGUACAGUGUUUGGCGAGAGGCAAGAGAUGAGGCCUCCGGUCGGGACUCAUAAGCCUGGGGCUUUAGGGGCAGGCACCCUUUGUGAUUUUCUUUCUCUCAGGUAUAUUUCUAUUUUUUAAAACUACCAUUUAAGUUUAAGAACUCAAGCCUUGUGAACUGAUACAACUGUACCUUUAGAAUUUUCAUGGUGACUCAUCUCUGAGCUAGAGCUUAAAUCCUUGACCUUUCAAAGUGUCAUUUACAUGGAAAUAAAAUGAUCAAAACAGA
Messenger RNA from Dama dama (fallow deer), 13349 nucleotides. It is a transcript of the gene B3GALT5, whose product is annotated as beta-1,3-galactosyltransferase 5. The transcript is spliced from 4 exons. Gene Ontology annotation, molecular function: N-acetyl-beta-D-glucosaminide beta-(1,3)-galactosyltransferase activity. The record is from RefSeq and is a predicted model, not a curated record. Gene Ontology annotation, cellular component: membrane. Lineage: Eukaryota; Metazoa; Chordata; Mammalia; Artiodactyla; Cervidae. Bases 354 to 1289 code for a protein of 311 amino acids.